AUGACCACAUCUCGCGCAUCGCCGAGCUCCUCACAGCCGCGAGCAUUCCUCUCCGCCAGGACCUCAUCCUACCAGCUCUCACCCAGGCUUUCGGGCUUCUCGGUCUCCGAGCAGGGCGACCAAGGAGAUAAUGCCGCUGAGCGAGGAGGAGGAGCAGACGCGACCGAUCCUAACCCCGUCCUGACCGACGAGAUCAACGAAAUCAAACGCUACGAAGACUUUACGACCAUCGACUGGGUGCAAGAUGCCGUGCAGGAACAAGCGCGACGCCGCGCUCGCCGCAACGAGGCGCGCGGAUUCUGGGAUCGCGAGGGGACGUUUGGCUGGCGACGGAAGCUGUGGGAGUCCUACGAUGCAGGCCAGGCCUGGCUGGUUGUGACUCUGGUUGGCGCGGCCAUUGGGCUGAACGCUGCCUUUCUUAAUAUUGUGACCGAGUGGCUGUCGGAUGUCAAGCUGGGAUACUGCACCAGUGCAUUCUAUCUCAAUGAGCAGUUUUGUUGCUGGGGGGCUGAAGAUGGUUGCCCCGAAUGGCAUCAUUGGGGACCCAAUUCCUUCAUAAACUAUAUCGUAUAUUUCCUCUUUUCGAUCGCCUUUGCUUUCAUGUCCGGUUUCCUUGUCAAGUCGUUCGCGCCAUAUGCUGCUGGAUCGGGUAUCUCGGAAAUCAAGUGCAUUCUGGCUGGAUUCGUCAUGAAAGGCUUCCUGGGCGGCACAACUCUUCUCAUCAAGUCAAUCAGUCUUCCGCUGUCAAUUGGCUCGGGCCUUUCUGUCGGCAAAGAAGGACCGAGUGUACACUAUGCGGUGUGCACGGGAAAUGUCAUCUCUCGAUUCUUCAACAAGUACCGACAGAAUGCCGCCAAAACGAGGGAAAUCUUGACUGCAGCUGCCGGCACGGGUGUAGCAGUUGCAUUUGGCAGUCCUAUUGGGGGUGUUUUGUUUUCUCUUGAAGAAAUGUCGACGUACUUUCCUUUGAAAACUCUGUGGCGAAGCUACUUUUGUGCUCUCGUAGCCACCGGUGUCCUAGCAGCCAUGAACCCCUUUCGGACCGGGCAACUUGUCAUGUUCCAGGUCAAAUACGACCGAACAUGGCACUUUUUUGAGCUGAUAUUUUUCGUCAUUAUCGGAAUUUUCGGUGGCUUGUAUGGCGCCCUGGUCAUCAAAUGGAAUCUGCGAGUACAGGCUUUUCGGAAGAAAUACUUGGCCCCGUAUCCCGUUACAGAAGCUGUUUUUCUGGCCGGUGUGACAGCGCUGUUGUGCUAUCCCAACAUCUUUCUCCGGAUCAAUAUGACACAAAUGAUGGAAGUUUUGUUUCGGGAGUGUGAGGGCGACAACAAUUACAUGGGAAUUUGCGACGCCCAAAAUCGCUGGCCGAUGGUAUUGUCUCUGUUCAUUGCCACAGUCCUUCGCAUCAUACUGGUCAUCUUUUCAUACGGCUGCAAGGUCCCCGCGGGUAUAUUCGUUCCCUCGAUGGCGGUAGGUGCGUCCUUUGGCCGGAUGGUAGGAAUUCUUGUGAAAGCUUUACACGAGUCGUUUCCCAACUCCAGCUUUUUUGCUGCUUGUGAACCAGACGUGCCGUGUAUCACGCCAGGGACAUAUGCAUUUUUGGGCGCUGCUGCAUCACUUAGUGGGAUUAUGCAUCUCACUGUUUCGGUCGUGGUCAUCAUGUUUGAGCUCACGGGGGCUUUGGUAUACAUUCUUCCUACGAUGAUUGUUGUCGGCGUCACCAAAGCAGUCAGCGACCGCUUUGGAAAAGGCGGCAUCGCGGACCGAACGAUCUGGUUCAAUGGAUUUCCUUUCUUGGACAAUAAAGAAGACCAUGUCUUCAACGUGCCAGUGUCGCGAGUCAUGACCAACAACCCGCUGUCUCUUCCAGCAUCCGAUCUCCCCGUCCGAGAAGCAGAGCAUUUGCUAAGCGACAACAAAUUCCAAGGCUUCCCCAUCGUCGAGGACCGAAGCAAUAAAAUACUUGUUGGCUACAUUGGCCGCACGGAGCUGCGAUACGCCAUUGAAAAAGCCCGACGGACCAGCCCACUAUCUCCCAAUGCAAAAUGCAUCUUCACAUCCGAUGCAUUGCCGCCAGACGUGAUACAGAACCGACGCUCAGUCUCCAGCCGUUACCAUCAGCAUGAUGCGCCGGAGACCUUUAACGAGCCUGAGGAUACUACGGGCUCGAGCUUUGUCGAUUUUGCGCCGUAUGUUGAUCAUACCCCGAUCUCGGUGCAUCCUCGUCUCCCACUGGAAACGGCAAUGGAACUGUUUAAGAAGAUGGGACCGCGUGUUAUUCUUGUUGAGCAACGCGGUCGUAUAAUGGGGCUGCUCACGGUCAAGGACUGUCUCAAGUACCAGUUCAAAGUCGAGGCGCAGGAGAACACUACAGCGGGUGAACCCACUUCGGGUAUCGCGAGUGCCUCUGCUCAUACUGACAACAACAACAACCAUGAACGCGGUCCUAACAUGGAUGAGAAGAUAUGGGAUUUUAUACAGCGAGUCGCCAGGGGUUUUUGGCCGGCACGCGAUGCGAGAAUUACACUAGAUCGGCCACAGCCACCGUCGGGUCAUGCCAGGGAAGAAGAGUAUGGGAUACUCGAUGGCACGGAAGAUGACAAUUUUGUCGAGUUGGAAGAGCGAGCGCGGUGA
Messenger RNA from Talaromyces rugulosus, 2634 nucleotides. RefSeq lists its product as uncharacterized. Bases 1 to 2634 code for a protein of 877 amino acids. Gene Ontology annotation, biological process: chloride transport; transmembrane transport; intracellular copper ion homeostasis. Lineage: Eukaryota; Fungi; Ascomycota; Eurotiomycetes; Eurotiales; Trichocomaceae. The record is from RefSeq and is a predicted model, not a curated record. Gene Ontology annotation, cellular component: endoplasmic reticulum; Golgi apparatus; fungal-type vacuole. Gene Ontology annotation, molecular function: voltage-gated chloride channel activity. The transcript has 7 exons.